Messenger RNA from Camelina sativa (false flax), 1529 nucleotides. RefSeq names its product protein CHLORORESPIRATORY REDUCTION 6, chloroplastic. Lineage: Eukaryota; Viridiplantae; Streptophyta; Magnoliopsida; Brassicales; Brassicaceae. Gene Ontology annotation, biological process: NAD(P)H dehydrogenase complex assembly. Gene Ontology annotation, cellular component: chloroplast. The record is from RefSeq and is a predicted model, not a curated record.
UUCAAAUUUGGAUCGAGGAUACAACAACUCUUGAAAUGAUUCUGGAAAGUUAGAAGAUGAUGAAAGAUUGAUUAUUAAAGACAAAAAGAGACGAGGGAGGGAGGGAGCGAGCUAGAGACUUGAGGAUUGGAUUUUUCUUUCUUGUUUAGAGCAACUUCUGGCUUGUAUUACUGGUUGUCGAGAGAAAAAAAAGGAUGCAAGAGUGCUGUUAGCAUUCAUCAUAGGUGGUAUUGGUAAUAUGUAAAAGUGGAUUUAUCUGUUGUUGCAUGCAGCCCGCAAAUUCGAUUGAUCACUGCCUUGCCUACAAUAUAUAUCCAAUUAUGUCUGGUGGUUCUACACCGCUUAGAAAAAUUAAAUAAAAGAGAGUAUACAGACAUACUUGUGCCGAGGAAAAGGGAUAAAAUGGAAAGAAGAAAUGCAGAAAAGGCCAAAAGAGAUGAAAAAGAAAAAAGAAAAAGAAAAAAAAAAGAGGAUAGGAAGAGAGAGAUACUUGGUUUAGGUUGGUUGCUGGGUAAGAUGGUAAACCUCGAACUCUCUGUGUUGUAGCUCAAUGGCAACAACAAAGGCGGCUCUUCUUCUCCCGUGGCUUUUGCCAUCGCCGCCGAGACACUUCUCCUCCUCCUCAUCCCUGUUCGUCGACUCGUGCGUGAAGAAGAGGAGGAUAGCGCAAGACGUAGCAGUCUCCGUCGCCUUCAAUCCUUCUGGCAACUUCGACAUCUCUGCCUUCAAUAAUGAUGACGAUUCUGUGGAUAAAGUGGAACCUCCGAUGCCUCCCACGACAGGCCGGUACGAGGUUGUGAUCGACAACGACUCGAUCGGGCGGCUUGACCUAUCCCCGUUUCAGACAGCCACCGGCAUAACCUCACCUUCCUCAGCUGAACCAAAAAGGUAUAUGGAACGAAGUAUUGGAUUCAGCAUAAACUACAAAAGAGAAGACCCGAGGGAUCCGCGUGAGCUGUCAGAGUACCCGGAGAUAAGACUGUGGUUCGUGAGGCUCGACGCCAUGUACCCUUGGCUUCCCGUGCUGCUGGACUGGCGUGCUGGGGAACUCGCUCGAUACGCGGCAAUGCUAGUCCCGCACCAGAUGAGCUUGAGAAUGGGCGUCGUUUUCAAUCCCGAGGCGUUGGAGCUUUUCGUCAUGAACAAAGUGUUUGUGGUUUAUCCGUGGCUGAAACGGCACGGCGUCCCCAAGCCCAGGUUGAAGACCACCGACAUGGCCAGGAUGCUCGGCUUCGGCAUUGGCGAUCAGCUCUUCGACUUGAUCGAUCAGGAUCAGGAUCAGGGUCAGGAGGACAACAAGUUCUAAAAAAAGGCCCUUAAUGACAUUACGUGGGCCUUUAAUAUUGGGCUUAUAUUGAUUGAUUGAUGAGGCCUGAUCUGAAGAUAUAGCCUAGUUGCAGUAUACUGUAGUCCGUUACCUUUUUUUUUUUUUUUUUUNCUGGUGAGAUUGGAUGUAGACGUGUUGAGUACUCAUUGGAUAAUAUGUAUUAAUAGCCGUAAAAUGUGGAAUAAAGAAUUAAAUUCAGAUU